GAGAAACCCAGGAGCAGCCACUUGGGUUCAUCUCCACCAUAACCUCUCCUACAGCGGCUCCCAUUUCAGACAGAUCCUCAACGGAGUGAUGAUCCUGGGGGGGAAAAAAAAAAACAAACAAACAAAAAAAACACCAAAACAAACAAACGGUUCCUUGGAGGGGAAUCCAAGCGGAUCGUUCCCAGCUGUGGAGCUGGACAGCGGCCUCCCGGCCCGCCCCGCCCCGCCGCGCCCCGCCCGCCGCCCCUCUGCGCCCACGUUGGGGGCGUCCGGGCGCUGCAGCCGCGCUGCGGGUGUGCGAGGGCGUUUUCUGCAAUUUAUUUAAUUUUUUUUUCCUUUCCCUUAAUGCUUUAAUUUGUUUAUUUAUUUAUUCGUUAAGCGGCCGUUCCCCGUUGCCCGGCGGCGGGGUGGCGGAGCGGAGGGGUCGGAGGGGAGCGGCGGCCGCCCCAGGUGGCCCCGUGUGCUCCUUGGCCGCAACAUGGCGGGCAGGGAGCCCUUCGCGGCCCUGGUGUCCGCGCUGCGCGGCUGCUACGCCGAGGCCACCCCGCUGGAGACCUUCAUCCAGCGGCUGGGGGAGAGCGGCGCCGGGGACGCCAGGGUGCUGCGGGACGACGACACCCCCCUCUACCGGACUUUCGUGGGGGAAUGCCUGGUGUGCGUCCCCCGCGGCGCCCGCCCUAUCCCCCGGCCCUUCACCUUCCAGCAGUUAUCUAGUCAGAAUGAAGUCAUCACAAGAGUUGUGCAGAGACUAUGUGAAAAAGGAAAGAAGAAUGUCCUUGCAUAUGGAUACUCCUUAGUGGAUGAAAAUACUUCUCCUUUCCAAAUCAUACCAUUAUCAAAUUUAUACAGCUACUUGUCCAAUACUGCCACAGAAACUCUUCGUAUCAGCGGCCUCUGGGAAACACUGUUGAGCAGGAUAGGGGAUGAUGUGAUGAUGUAUUUAUUAGAACACUGUGCAAUCUUUAUGCUGGUUCCCCCUAGUAAUUGUUACCAAAUUUGUGGGCAACCAGUUUAUGAACUUAUCUCUCAAAAUGUAGACUCAUUCCCAGUAUUUGUUAAACAGAGAGUCUCAAAGCAUAAGUGUAAUAGCUUGCUUGACUAUGUGCAGAAAAGACUUAGUUUUCAUAGAAAGUAUCUUUCAAAGUCACAUGGGUGGCAAUGCAGACAAAGACUUGAAGAUAAUGUCUCCAGCAUGGGAAAUAAAAAAAAUAGCAACGUACGAAGCUUAGUGUCCAGUUACCAGUAUUCUGCAAAAGAUGUUUCUAAAGCAAGCAAAGAGAUCAGAGUGGUCACUGAACAUCUGGAAAAAACAAAUAGCUACAGUUUAUGUUUGUCAUCUACAGCACCAUCUCUAAAAAGGAAGCUUCACAGGGAACACCUUGAAAUUCCAGCUAAGAGAGCAAAAGUAGAGGAGAAAGUGAGAGAUGAAAAGGCUUGUAAGCUUACUCCUCAUGUAAACCAAAGUAGUUCCAAGAGAUAUGAAACUGGGUAUGUAGCAUCACAUCCUGAAAGCCUCAUUAAAAAUAACCACAUUUCUCAAAGAAGUAACAGUGCUAUGUCAGGUCCUUCUUUAGUUCACACAUCUCAUGACAGGAAGAAGUUUGUGGCAGGUGAAAGCUUUCUUCUGCAAGGAGUUCAGAGUAACAAACCUUUGAAGUCCAGCAUUGAAAUGCAAGCAGAAUCCCAUAGGAAAGGAGUAGAGAUGCGUAUGUGUGAAUCUCAGGUGAAUUCUGUACAAAUGAAGCCCGUGGAGGGUAAUUCUUCAAAAUGCAGAAGGCGGGAAAGUCCCCUGCAUAAUUUGGCAAAGAAGUUACCAAAUAGACUCCUGCGUUCUGCUGUAUACAUUGACAGGAAGUCUCUUCUGUAUUCUCACAGGAGUUUCCGAGAAUGUUUUCCUAAAUCAUUUUCUCUGAAUCGUUUGCAGGGCUGUCAGGCAGGUGGAAGAAGGCUUAUAGAAAUUAUAUUCUUAAGCAAAAAUCUAUUGGAGCAAAGGCGUAACCAAAGUCUGCCACAUCACAGCUGGAGAAAGAAGAGGUUGCCCAAACGCUACUGGCAAAUGAGACAUAUAUUUCAGAAACUGUUAAAGAACCAUGGAAAGUGUCCUUACUUAGCUCUCUUGAAAAAAAAUUGCCCUGUUCGGAUAUCUGAAAGUGGGAGAAAAGCCAAUCUGCCUCGUCAGGCAGAGGUUCAUGAGCAAGCAGAACAGUUUGGGAAGGAGCCUACUAAAUGUGUGACAAGCAGCAGAUGUGAAUCUGGUCACAGUGUUGUAUCAGGCAACUUACGUGCCCCUCUUGCAAAAUCAGUGUGUGGAGAGUUGCAGAGUGAGGAGCAAAACCCAGGAGAGGUGUGUGAUUCAGCCCUGAGGGAGCUCCUCAAGCAGCACAGCAGCCACUGGCAGGUGUACAUGUUUGUGAGGGAAUGCAUGGAGCAGGUUAUCCCUGCUGAGCUUUGGGGUUCAAACCAUAACAAGUGCCGGUUCCUAAAAAAUGUGAAAGCAUUCAUUUCCAGGGGGAAGUUUGCUAAGCUUUCGUUGCAGGAGUUGAUGUGGAAGAUGAGAGUGAAUGACUGCAUGUGGCUUCGUCUAGGCAAAGGUGAUCACUUUGUUCCUGCCGACGAACAUUGUUUCCGUGAAGAACUUUUGGCCAAAUUCCUGUACUGGCUGAUGGAUACGUAUGUUGUUGAGUUGCUCAGAUCAUUUUUCUAUAUCACCGAGACCAUGUUCCAGAAAAACAUGCUUUUCUACUACCGAAAGUUUAUUUGGGGCAAGUUGCAGAACAUUGGAAUUAGAAACCAUUUUGCCAGAGUGCAUCUACGGCCUUUAUCUUCAAAGGAGAUUGAAGAUGUCCGUCAAAAAAAAUUUGUUGUUAUGGCAUCAAAGCUCCGGUUUAUUCCAAAACUAAAUGGGUUAAGACCCAUAGUAAAAGUGAGAGGUGUUGUUGAAGCACAAGCAUUCAGCAGGGAAAGCAGAGAAAAGAAGAUGCAUCAUUACAACAGUCAACUAAAAAAUCUAUUUAGUGUGUUAAACUAUGAACGGACUAUAAACACCAGUUUUAUAGGCUCUUCUGUGUUUGGGAAAGAUGAUAUCUACAAGACAUGGAAGCAGUUUGUUAUGAAGGUUCUUGAAUCUGGUGGUGAAAUUCCUCAUUUCUACUGUGUAAAGGCUGAUGUGUCCAGGGCUUAUGAUACCAUUCCUCAUGAUAAACUUGUGGAAGUGAUUUCGCGGAUCUUAAAGCCUGAGAAAAGAACUGUCUACUGCAUACGGCGCUAUGCUGUGAUUAUGAUUACCACAAGUGGAAAAGCCAGGAGGUUCUAUAGGAGACAUGUUUCUACUUUCAAGGAUUUUUUGCCAGACAUGAAGCAUUUUGUGUGCCACCUUCAGAAGAGUACCUCAUUGCAAAAUGCAAUAGUAGUUGAGCAGAGCUUAACUUUUAAUGAGUCAAGUACCAGCCUGUUUCAUUUUUUUCUUCAAAUGAUGCGUAACAACGUCCUGGAGAUUGGGAACAGGUACUACUUCCAGUGCUGUGGAAUUCCACAGGGCUCCAUUUUGUCAACCUUACUUUGCAGCUUAUGCUAUGGAGACAUGGAAAACAAAUUGCUCUCUGGAGUGCAGCAGGAUGGAGUCCUAAUACGUCUCAUUGAUGACUUUUUGCUGGUUACACCCCAUUUAUUGCAGGCAAGAACUUUUCUAAGGUAGGAAUGUACAGUCAGUCCAAGGAGAGUUCUGCUGAUGCCAAAGCCAAUGUAAUGGAUCCAAAGGACAGGUCUUGAAGCUUAGGAUCUGCAAAGCAGUCAGUUGCAUCAUGCUUUUCAAUAGCGAGAAAGAUGCAGCUCUCUUGUGAACCUGAAAUGUGAUGGAGGAAUCAGUUAAGUACAGAUUGAAGUAUAAAUUAUAUGAAAUAGUGGACAAUGUACUUUUAAGACUUCAUUUAUCCUCAUCUCCUUAUCAGAACAGAAAGGAAUUUCUAGGGAUCUGUGGGUUUGCAGUUCUGGAAAUGAUAAACUGAACUAAGAGGCAGGGGGUGCUUCAAACUAAUAAUCUUUAUAGUAUGUUUUCAGCACAAUGUCAUUUGCAGUAGCAUUGCAGAUGUUGUCCUACUUCCCCUUUGAAGUUACCUGCAUCUUUGUUCUAUAUCAACUUCUGCACCGUGUUAUUUUCUGUAGAGAAGCAGCCUCUUCUGUGAGUUUUCCAGAACUGCUUACAGAUCCUAUGAACUCUAUGCCACAAAUGGAGUAGUAACAGUUUUGUCUAGUGUAGUAUUGCAACAUGGGGACUCAAUAAAUUAAUUAUGAGGAGACAGCAUUACAACUAUGGCACCCCAAGAAGAAGAGCCUACCUCUUCCUCUCACUCUUUAAAAGGACGAAGCCUGUACAUAAGUACAUUGCCAAGUAAGACAAAUUACUGCUUGUCCAUGACACCACUAAUCCAGUAGGAGUAGAUAAUCAGCAGGCAUUCUGCCAAUGAAAACAUCCUUAGGGGAAACUUUCUCCACUAAGUUCAAAACCUGUCAUCAAAUAAAUGAGGUUACUGUUAUAUGGGUUCUCUUUUGUUUUGUUAACUUUCAAAAGCAAUAACUCUUAUCUGUCUUUUUCCAGUGAUUAUGAUCUCAGUGGUUUCUGUGAGUGUGGUUUAUGCAGCUUGUCUCAAAUGUUUCAUGGCUGAAGUGCUUAAUUUGCAUUAAUCUGUGAAAUUUCUUCUCUAUUAUCCUAAAGUUUAUUUCAUAUAUGUAUUUACCUCUAAUAUCUUCGCUUUUGUUUAUUUCUAGCUGUGUUCCUUAACCUAGAGUUAACCUAGAGUAAAGGUUCCCUUUAUUCUUUGAUUUCUGACCUUUUCUGCUAGAUCUUGUUUGCUUUUGUGGGGAGAGUUAGGCUAACUGUUUAUGUCUG
Molecule: messenger RNA, 4885 nt
Organism: Pseudopipra pipra
Lineage: Eukaryota; Metazoa; Chordata; Aves; Passeriformes; Pipridae
Gene: TERT
Product: telomerase reverse transcriptase
Exons: 11
Coding region: 479-3694 (1071 amino acids)
Biological process (GO): telomere maintenance via telomerase
Cellular component (GO): telomerase catalytic core complex
Molecular function (GO): telomerase RNA binding; telomeric repeat DNA binding
Source: RefSeq, a predicted model, not a curated record